GCUGUGCGGUCCUGAUUGGCCGGCAGGACGGGGUCGCCGGCCCCGCCCCCGCUUCCCUAGCCGCGCUCAGGGUCUCGGGUUUUAGCCCAAGGUGGAGAGCGGGAUUCCGGCGGGAGGCGCUAGGAGCAGGUGCAGAGGCAUCCUUUUUCCGGCUGUUGCUGCUCUUCUUCCUCUAAUCCUGGGUCUCAGUCAAGAAAGGACGAACAUUCUUCCUGUGCUGCUGGAGCUUUAGAGAACUGUUGCUCAGAGCCUAGGCACUUCAGACAUUUCAUCUCACUCGUUUUUGUGAUUUCACUGUAAAAAUCACCUGCACAUUUAUAACCCUGUGACUCUCUUCUGCUCUAUGCUGAGGCCGGGUCCGCGUACUGCGGGGAGCUGUCUAGGGUGCUGAAGCCUCCCAAGCAUUUGUCUACACCAACACCACGCGGGGUUAGAUUGCACAUUUUCAUUCUGUCUUUCUGGUUCCCCAUGCCUUGGAUAAGACUAUUUUCAGGACCGUGAAUAUCUCGCCGUAUCAUGGCCCACGUGAGACACUUUCGGACAUUAGUUUCGGGAUUUUACUUCUGGGAAGCAGCAUUGUUACUCAGUUUGGUUGCCACAAAAGAAACAAAUAGUGCAAGAUCUCGAAGUGCUCCAAUGUCACCUUCUGACUUUCUGGAUAAAUUAAUGGGGAGGACAUCAGGAUAUGAUGCAAGAAUCAGACCCAAUUUUAAAGGCCCUCCGGUUAAUGUCACAUGCAACAUAUUCAUCAACAGCUUUGGCUCUAUUGCAGAGACGACCAUGGAUUACAGAGUGAAUAUCUUUCUUCGUCAAAAAUGGAAUGAUCCCCGCCUUGCAUACAGUGAAUAUCCUGAUGACUCUUUAGACCUCGACCCCUCCAUGUUGGAUUCCAUUUGGAAACCUGAUUUGUUCUUUGCCAAUGAAAAGGGUGCCAACUUUCAUGAAGUCACUACAGACAACAAAUUGCUCAGAAUUUUCAAAAAUGGAAAUGUCCUUUAUUCAAUAAGAUUAACAUUAACACUUUCCUGUCCAAUGGAUCUCAAGAAUUUUCCCAUGGAUGUACAAACAUGUAUAAUGCAACUGGAAAGCUUUGGGUACACAAUGAAUGAUCUCAUUUUUGAAUGGCAAGAUGAGGCACCCGUACAAGUGGCAGAAGGACUCACUUUGCCCCAGUUUCUGUUGAAAGAAGAAAAAGAUUUACGAUACUGCACUAAACAUUACAAUACAGGAAAGUUUACGUGUAUAGAAGUGCGAUUCCAUCUGGAGCGACAAAUGGGAUACUAUCUGAUCCAGAUGUACAUUCCCAGUCUUCUGAUUGUUAUUCUAUCCUGGGUUUCAUUCUGGAUCAACAUGGAUGCAGCCCCAGCCAGGGUAGCUCUGGGAAUAACUACUGUGCUGACGAUGACGACGCAGAGUUCAGGAUCACGGGCUUCCUUGCCAAAGGUCUCAUAUGUCAAAGCUAUUGAUAUUUGGAUGGCAGUGUGCCUCCUUUUUGUGUUUGCAGCACUUCUGGAGUAUGCAGCUGUAAAUUUUGUAUCAAGACAACACAAAGAACUGCUGAGAUUUCGACGAAAGAGAAAGAAUAAGACAGAAGCUUUUGCAUUGGAGAAGUUUUACCGUUUCUCAGAUAUGGAUGAUGAGGUAAGGGAAAGUCGAUUCAGCUUCACAGCCUAUGGAAUGGGACCAUGUCUACAAGCAAAAGAUGGCAUGACUCCAAAGGGCCCCAACCACCCCGUCCAGGUAAUGCCAAAAAGCCCUGAUGAAAUGAGGAAGGUCUUUAUCGACCGGGCCAAGAAGAUUGACACCAUCUCCCGAGCCUGCUUCCCAUUAGCUUUUUUGAUUUUUAAUAUUUUCUACUGGGUUAUCUAUAAAAUUCUUAGGCACGAGGAUAUUCAUCAGCAGCAAGAUUAAGUUUCUGAGGGCAAGCAAGUGGAAAUGGUCAAUUCAGAAGAAAGCGUCUCUGCCAUAGGUGUGUAUGUUGUAUGUGUGUGUGUGGUGUACAAUUGAUGACCCUUGUAUUAAGACGACAUAUGGAAAAGGUUUGUAUUUUGGGUAGCUAUGCAAAGUCAUGAGACAGAUAAGAUUAUUUUAAUAAACAUAAAAUAUUCAUUAGGGGAUUUUAUUUCAUAUUAAUUCCAGAUUAUUUGUUUUUUCACAGUAAACCAUGUAAGUAGAAGCUUUACUGCCAAUGUGUUUAUAUGUUACAUAAUAUCUCAUAAUAAUAGACAUGAAAACUACUUUGAAAUUUCUUAAUUUGUAAUUUAAUGCUAUUUUAUCUUACAAAAGCAAACUUCACACAGUAAACUUUAUGACAGGAAAAGAGGGAAAUUAUAAAGAUAAUAAAAACUAAUAGUUUGAGAUUUAAAACUAUUUUCUUAUAGUAUAGUUACAAAGUAAUCAGUAACAGUGGGAAAUUAACUCAUAUUAAUGGAGGAUUUAUCCAACAUAUGUACAAAUAGUACUUAACCAACGUAUGUAAUUUUGAGAAUUUUCAAAUAAGAGUAUUAAAAGACUUUAAUGGUUUGGAAUACUAAAUUUAAUUGUUUAGAAUAUUAAAUUUUCCUCUGUGCAAAUUGUAAACAAGUAUUAUAAGAGAUCAUGCUACAGUCAUGAUCUACUUUUCUUAAACUUUCUAUCUCUCAGAACGAAGGUGGAAAUACAGAAAACAACUAUGUUUUUAAAUAAGUGUUAUAGCUAUGUAUUUUAAGUUACUGCCAAAUAUUGAACAAUUCAAGCCAGUACCCUUGUUCUGGUUAGAUUUUUAAUAGCUGCUUACCUAGAUGUGAUUGUGUUUAAUAUUUUGAUAUAAUUGAACAGAAUUCAGUGAGAUUUUUAUGUUUUAGUUUAGAAUAUGACUUUAAAAUUCAAUGGGAUUAAAGUAUUUACAUUUUGAUAAAAAUGAAUACAAUGAAAAUGAAAAUGAAUUCAUGAAAGUUUUUUUAAUAAAAACAAUUUUCCCAUCAGUGUGAUAUGGCUCCCAAUUCCUAUCUCCAAAUGUAAGAAGGGAAAGUUUUAAUUUUAAAUGAUAUAAGUAAGUCAUUUCUAUAAAGUGAGGACUGUUUUUCUAUUUCUGAAUUAAUGAUUUCAAAGCCAUUCACAAGAUUCGAAUAAGUUUAAAUGAAAUUUUUAUGUAAAAUUUAUCAAUGACCCUAUGGACUACUUCAACAACAACAGAGCAUUAGUAACUUGUUUUUUGUAGGGUAAUUGGUUGCAAAUAUAUGACAGAGGCCUUGGUAAAUAGAACCAGACUCUUACUCUUUUUCAGUUUUGCUAUUUUUUUUUAACUAUUUUUACCAUCAGUGUAUUUGGGAAAGCUUUGGAAUAAUGCUUUUUAGGUAUUUUCAUUAUUGAUCAGAUGCACAAACUCAAUCUACCAGAUUAUUUGCAGAGAAAACUUUAAACAUUAAGAAAACAAAUAACUCAGAUGUAAGAUAGAAAAGCCAAUUCUUAAACCGGAUGCUAUUUUUUACCCUUCGACCACUCUCAAAUUAAAAGCAAAAACUACCACUUAAAACUAAAAACUUUACAAUGUUAGUGUACAUUAGCUUAUCCAAUUGUAAUUUUUUAAUGACAUUUUAAAACAUAAUAAAUGUUAAGCAGUUUUUUCUAUUAAAAGACCAAGUUCCUUUCCUUAAUAAGUAAUUUAAAACAACACUAUAAGGAAAUAAUACCAUGUUUGGCAUUAUGUGCAGAUGCCACAAGCAAAAGACUUUGUUACUCUGUACAUACCUACGUUGAGGACUGUGUGCCUGGAAGUUAAACACAUGCUUCUUCAUAUGAUGUGUAUUUAACAAAACCAUGGAAACAUAUUUUUGUAUUAAAGAUUAGAGCAAGAUAUGUCAUUUGUAUUCCUUGAGAAUUAGCAGGAAAGUUCGAAGUGUAAAUUACAUCAUCUCGAUGUGUCUCUGAAACACCUGAAUAUGUUUUUCUAUACUUUACACAUCUUAUUUCAAAAGUUUCCCAACAUUGGUUAAGUGAAUUCUGCCAGGAACAAACAGAAAAAUACCUGGAGAGCCCAUCCAACUCUCAGUGACUAUAUUAGGGAAUCAACUAGGCUGCUCCUCUUAUUCUAGAAUAAAUUCUUAUUCUGUUGAUGUAUUCUAAUAACUUUUAUCUUAAUUUGGAAUUAUAAGUGCUUAUAUAUUUAUGUAUCCCUAAGACUUGAAUACAUGUAUUAGAUUAUGAAUACCCUGGAUCUCAUGGAAAGUAAGGGAAAUUUAAAAAAAGAAAGAAAGAAUCCAAAUGUUUAACAGAAGAGAGCAAGCUGUUCUGUUAGUACUCAGUGCAAUUUAAGUAGUUAUAAUAAUUGAAACAAAUUUAGAUGUAUCUUCCAUGCUAUACAUCCCUUUUUCUAAACAUUUUUUAUUCCACUUUUUAAAAUAUGCUUUUCUAUUUCUCUCAAUACAACAUACUUCAACGUGCUGGUUACUUGGGAGUACUGAAUAUGAUAUUGGCAGCUAAUAUCCUUUCAUCUGCAAAGUACACAUUCCAUGAAAUGGACAUGAGAGAAUACGAGAAACCUGCCAAAAUUGAAAUAGAAAUACUUGCAGUAUUUUGUAAAUGGAAAAGAGGGAAACUGAAAACACUGGGAUUCACAGCUGUCCCCUAAAAAUUUAGAACACUCUAAGAUCAAAAUUCUGAGAACAAAAAUGUGUCUAAUGAUCCUGAGACAGAUAUCCUUAACAAUCUUUGAGGUCAUAUCUCCUACUCCAAAAGCAAUUCCACACACUUCGCAACACAGAUAAUAGCAUUAACUCUCAAAAUGUAUCAGUACACACCACCUGUAUUUUUCAUCUAGUUAAUAUUGAAUUACCAAAAAUAGUAAGCCAUUCCAAAUUUAAGACAAUCUGGUGUUCAUUAAUACAAUAUAUUAGAAGACAUAGUGUAUAUGGUCACACAGAUUCCCUCUUGCAAAUAAAAUACUCAUAAUACCCAUUGCAUUUUGUUCCUGUGUAAGAGACAUCUUCCUCAGCAGAUACAUUGGUUUUUAUUUUCUUAUUUGUGUACUACAGUGGUAAAUAGAGCCAUUGCAUUUUUAUUGUUAUGUAAACCUUGCAUGAAUAAAAAAGCAGUGUACACUGUAAAUUGCAUUAAUUUAAUCAACUUUAAAAUUAAACUUUUAUCUCAGCCCCCACUUCUCUUUAAAAACAGACUGAUAUUAAAAUGUGAACUUCCAAAGGGAGACACCUGGUACUCCAAUUACUAAAAAAGUACAGGAUGCAUAUUCUUCCACAACAAAGAUACUUAUAGGCCAUGUGUAAAAUAUAACUCUCUACAAUUGAAAAGUAACUAGGGCAGAGAAAAAUAUCCUGGGGAAGCUUCUCCCAGAUAUGAGGCCAAGAGAUAUAAUCCCAAGUUAGUAGCUAGGACCCACUUACCUGUUUUUUGGGGUUUUUUUUGGUCUACAUUUUACAUCUUAGUAAUGCCUUCAUCUCUUCCUUUUUCCUCUCUUACACACACACACACACACACACACGUUUACAUGUUGGUAAUGAGAUGAAUUCCUUCGAAUUAAAAAUACAAAGGCAGUCAAUUUUCCUGGACAAAGGUCCCUAAUCCUGUGAUAUAUUUUGCAAUAUUAAGUGAUUACUGGUGGAAAAUAUGAACCAUGUGGUCAUUCGAUUUGGCCGUCUCUUAAUUAUGCAACAAUUUUUUGCCUCAAAAACACAUAAACAAAGCUAACUGAAUCAAGUCUUUAACCCUUAACAAGUGAAUUCUAAAACAUUAUUUCCACCGUUUUCAAAGAACAGCAAAAUAAUUGUCAAAAACCUUUUUCAAAUGACAGCUAGUAAAAUUGGAUGACUUUGUAGUGUCUGAAUAGGUAGUUUUGCAGUACUUUUUAGAGUUAACACAUAAACAGGAGAAUUUUAAGGUGAUGGAGUAUUAUUUUUCAAAAGUGAUUCUGAAUUCUGGCUAUGUAUUGGAAUUCCUUACACAUUUUAAAAAUAUAUACAUAUGCUUGGUGUCCAACAUAGAAGAUUACGAUUUAAUCAUGGAGUAAGCAAAUAUUCACUGAGUACCUCACAUGUGCUUGGCACUGUCCCAAGUGCUAAAUUUAGUAUCUUUAGAGUAUGAUAUGAAAUUCUGGAUGACUGAAAAAAUUCCAGAAGUGAGAGAGUUGAUGUGAACUUACACAAGCUUAUUCUCUUAAUAAGGAUCAAUUUUAUACUUUUUAAGUUUUACAAUUAUUUUCUUUCAAGCAAUUCAUUUUAGUUGUCUCUCAUUUAUAUUCUUAGAAUUAAAAAUAGGCCUGGCCCAGUGGCUUACACCUGUAAUCACACUUUGGGAGGCUGAGGUGGUUGAAUCACGUGAGGUCAGGAAUUAGAGACCAGCCUGGCCAACACGGUAAAACCCUGUCUCUACUAAAAAUACAAAAAUUAGCCAGGCAUGGUAGAGGGCACCUGUACUCCCAGCUACUCAAGGAAGGCUGAUGUGAAAGAAUUGCCUGAGCCCAGGAGACAGAGGUCGCACCACUGCACUCCAGACUCGGUGACAAAGUGAAACUCUGUCUCAAAAACAGACAAGCAAAAACAGAAUUUAAAAUUAACCUUAAAUGUGUUUCAGUUCAGCUUUCCUCCCAAUGUCAGCAUCUUCACUGUGGGUAAUAUUAUCCACACUCUGAGCACCCGAAUAGCAACAGGUAGCUCAUUACUCUAAGGGCAGUCUUCUGUUUCAUUGUGACAUUACUCUAGAUAAUAAAAAUGUUCAUCUUCAUCAAGAAAUAACUUUUACUUCCUAAAAUACUAAAUAAGUUUAUUCCCCUCUCAUAAGAAAACCCCUGUGUAUUUUCAUAUUUCUGCCAUCUGUAUUUAAGUUCAAUCAACCCCUUAUCACUCGAUUUAUUCUUAUUUAAGCCACUCAUGAGAGCAUUGUGUUAAUAAUGAGAUAUUUUCAGGCAUAUAAAAUAAUGAAAUAUGAAAUUAGUUAUCUACAUAAAUAGAAAUUGAUGAAAAUUCUAUGUAAAUUAUUUUCAGACUUUUAAUGUCUUCCUGUAACUUAGCAAUAAAUUUAAAUAUUUUUAAAUUUAUAUCAGAUAUCAAGAUAUUAUAUAAAACUCUACAGAGUAAUAUGAAUUUAAAAAAACUAGCAGUCAACUAUAUUAAAUAUAUGAUGUAUUUUUAGAGUAAAGCUACAAUAAAAGUACAAUGAAUUAAGUUGUUUUAUUUUAAUAGCUGCUUUUUCCCUGGGGUGGUUUUAACAAAGGUGUCUUUGGGCAACCUCCGCUCACAUACAUAUUAUCCAGCCUAACUGAUUAAUGGUAGGGAGCUGUGACUUAAAUGCCAGGAAAGGAUUCAGAUGUAAAGUUGUACUUGAAUAUGCUUGAAUAAUUUUGCACUCCUUCACUUUUUUCUCUAUGAAUUAUUCAAUGGUUAUUCCUUAAGUCUGUAUUUUAAUGUAUAAUAAACGAUAAAAUUGGGGGAAAAAUAGAGUGAAGUACCCUGACAUUCUAUGGAUAUAAUACGAUAUGCUAUAAAAAACAAAACAAAAAGAAAAUGUGCCAUAUAUUUUCCAUGUACCAGCUUUCUAUGAUAUACAGUGACUUCGUUAUUAGUGAGCCAAGUUAUUUAAAGGACUACCAAAAAACAUAUUGCUAUUUCAUGGUUUUUAUGGUGUAAAUUAUUUUUCUGUCUUCUUGAGUCUUAUGUCUAAGUCUGUCUUCCUUGUCCAAAUGCUGUCAUAUUUUUCCAGGAAAUUAUACUGAAAAUAUGUUUUAAAAUGUAUGCACGACUUUAUCAACUUGUUUUUCAUUAUAUUAUCUUUAGUUCAAUUUUGCAACUGACAAACUCUCUAUCAGAGUCAUUAACCUGUGAACAGUAUAAAGUAUUUAUCAUGGAACUGUAGAUAAUUUGAUCACAAACAAUAAAAAUGAACACUUUUCAAGAA
Messenger RNA from Callithrix jacchus (white-tufted-ear marmoset), 7884 nucleotides. RefSeq names its product glycine receptor alpha 3 (gene GLRA3). The record is from RefSeq and is a predicted model, not a curated record. Gene Ontology annotation, molecular function: transmembrane signaling receptor activity; transmitter-gated monoatomic ion channel activity; glycine binding. NCBI's taxonomy places the organism in Eukaryota, Metazoa, Chordata, Mammalia, Primates, Cebidae. Gene Ontology annotation, cellular component: postsynaptic membrane; plasma membrane. Gene Ontology annotation, biological process: monoatomic ion transmembrane transport; chloride transport.